CCCAUAACAAAUCUAACAAAGUCCUUUGGAUCAGAAGGUUUCCAUUCUUUCUUUUGCCCGGGAAUUACCACUGGUUUGUCCUGAACACACAUUAUAAAACGCACAUUUAGUCUACGUGAGGUAAGACGAUAUUUAAAGGCUGCCUAUUAAAAUGCCAAAUGUUCGAUAUUAAAGGCUUCCGAAAUGCCUAUAAUAAAUAAAUAAGGGUAAAAAAACACCCACUGGGUUGCUCAUAAGUUUUUCUAUCUUCCUUCGUUGCACAUCAUGCUGAGUUUGUGGUAUAUAAACGUCUUUUUUAACAUUUUUAGAAUUUUUAUCUUCUUUUUCGUCCGCCAUCUUGGAAAAAGCCUAAUGGUACACGCCACUGACCUAAAAGUACCGCCAGACGCGGUUAGUGUCCAGGCUUUCAAGAUAUUCGCGCGCCAUCAACACACGUGAUCGGUAAAUGGUUGAAAUUUGUGGAUUUCAUUUGUGGAUGGAAAAUGGAAAGCAAGGUUAUGGCAGCUAUAGGAGGCUGUGCGGUCCUCGCUGGGGUAGCUUAUAUACUGCAAGGAGGGAAGAAAACUGCAGAUGAUAGGAAUGGUCAUUUAGGUAUAAAUAUUGUCUUUAUUUUGUGGGGUUUUGUAGUUCAGUUUUGACCAUAUUUGUCACGUGAAACUUGCUUGUUUGAAACAAGUCUUUGCAUUAGGGGAGGGGGGGGGGCAGUGGUUUGCGACCAACAUUACGAAAGUCACAGAACUGUGGAAUCGCAUAAAAAAUUUGUAUCGUUGAAAAUUCCACAAACGUCUAUGACUGCUGACCGCACCAACCAGUUCUUGGUAACAAUUAGAAUUGGAUGCUGAUUGGCUGUUUAAAAUUAGAAUUGUAAACAUGCAAAAAUAUGUAGGUGCGGUCGUAGACGUUUGUUGGAGUGGCGGCAAUACAAAUUUUUUAUGUGAUUCCACAGUUCGGUGACUUUUGUAAUAUUUGUUAACAGGAAUUCCCGCAUUAAAUGACUAAUAGCAUCAUAGGUCUCCUGAAAAGGUAGGGUUGCAUAUUAUUUUCCCAAGGUUGGCAAGAAAAUACCGAUCUAACACUGUAUACAAAAACUAAAUGAUGAAAAAAUUGUAGUUAUUCUAAAUUAAACAUUGAAAUUUAUUUUAAAAACUCAUGAUGCAACUCAUCAAAGAUGUUGUCUGCCGCGGCUGGGUCUUGAACCUGCGACAGCCGCGGCAGACAACAUCUUUCUGCUUAUUAAUGCGCUGGGUAUGGAAAUUAUAUAAUACACACUCUAGAACAUUUUUGUCUUAACAUAUUACAGAGUGUACAAUUACACAAUUCAUGUUUGGCAUGAAUCUCAAUGUAUAAUAUUUGUUAUUUAUGUAGGUGUUCCAGGUCUGAUGAACCUUGGGAAUACAUGUUAUCUCAACUCUGUUCUACAGGUAUGUUGUUCAAGAUUUGAAGGUUGUAUUUUGAUUUGCAUGUUUAGCUCAUUAUAAUGUGGCUUCAUGACUCGAUCCCUAACAUCUAGUGAUUAACCGAUUGUGCAGCAAUUGGAAAUUACUGAUUACCGAUUAUUCAUGCCACAAUCUACCAGAUGCCGGUACCAAUUUUAUAAUCAUGACGUCUUUAAAUAUCAGUUGACCGAGUAAAGGUGACAUCAUUCAUUUCAAUUUUUUAACAAUUUUCAACAUAACCUGUUACUGCAACCAAAGAUUGUUAAAACCGUCAUAAAUGGCACACUUCACAUUAAUUUAACAUAUUGUAUUAAAACAGAAAUUUCCUCAUUGUUUUGACAGGCUCUUGCUUCAGUAUCUGCAUUUGUGUCUUGGAUCAAAAUGUGUAGCGACGAAAACAAGAAUCAACAAAAAAUUGGAAAAUUGACAUCUGAACUUUCUAAGUUUAUGCAAAGUAAGUUACUUUUUAUCACUGGCAGCGGCAAUAACAAGGCAGCUGUACAUUGAAAUACAACUACCUGAAAAUUAAUUGGACCUUUCACCUUUUGACUAAAAUUUAGGUCUCAACAAGUCUAGACAAAAAUUUUAUCUUUAGGCUAUAUUAUCCAUAUUUUCGCAACGAAACUUUGGAAUAUUACUAAUUUUGUGAUGCUCUUUCAAGCUGUGAUGAAAUUUUUGUCUAGACUUAUUGAGAUCUAAAUUUCAGUCAAAAGGUGAAAGGUCCAUUAAUAGAGACCUCUCAACUUUGCAGAGAAGUUAAGAGUGAGAUUGGGGAUGUGGAUGACACCUUUGUAAAAGUCCUGGGUUCUGAAAUUUCGUAGCUACAUUUCGUAGCUACAUUAUGAGAGUUGGUGUUUUUUACUCUCAUUGCUUCAUAACUUCCUUUAAGGCAAGGCACUCUAGCUACAAUAACUGUAUUUCUGUGACAUACAAUAAUGAGCUUUAAUUUGCCUUUGAUAAUUUACAUAUAGAAUUCUGCUCCGACUGAUUCUGCCUUUUGUUCGUCGUAUUUACAUAUGCGUACUAUUUUGUAUCCAAAUUGCGGGCAAAAGCCAAAAUGUUGGGCCGUUUAUGCAGGAACAAUAACAAGCGAUUAUAUAUUCGAUGCGCGAUCCGUAUAAUGAUUAAUAAUGUGCAUUUAAGAAUACAAUAUAUUUAUUUAUUGAAAAAAUACUAUGAAACUGCUAUAUUCAUGUAGUGUAUUAGGAAUUCAUUAUUUAUAAUUUAUGUAAAUCAGUUGAUAUAUAAAGUGUAGGCACAAGUGAAUAAAGUAUUACAACAUUACUACAUUGGCGACGAGGAUGGCUGAAAGCGUGUUGCCUCCUCCUACGAAGUUUAAUAUCGAAGCCACAGAUGCAUACAUAGAAAGGAAAGCUUGGAUAGAGUCUUAAUAUCUAUGCUGUGGCGGUCGAGCUCGAAAAAAAGUCGGAUGGUGUCCAAACAGCCAGUAUGGAAUGUAAGUGUUGUGCACCGGACAUGUCCGGUGCACAGCACCCUUUAUUGGUGUACAAUCUGGUGCACAAAAUUUUACAAUAGUAAUCUGUGGUGCACAUCUGGUGCACACAUAACAAGUUAAAUAAGGGUGGUGCACUGGUGCAUAAUUCAGGAUUCUCAUUUAAUUUCCUUAAAUAGAUUUAACAGCAAAACUUAGUAAAACCUAUUUCUGGAAAGUACCUGGAAUGCAUAGACCUGAGUGGGGUAGGCUUUGCUGCUUUGGACAUAUAUUAAAGAUCCCAGAAAAAAUGUAAAUUUCGAUUUUAUAAUGUUGUUUUCUCACUUUUCUUACCACCAGAAUUGUGUAAAAUCUUCUGCCAAAGUCCAGGAAAUGGCAUUUCAGAGACUUUAAAUUUAAAAAAUUUCCCGGGAGUGCAUCCCCAGUAUUUUGCGCCUUCGGAGCUCGUCUCAUGCCUUCGGCAAUCGGCACAAAAUUUCAGGGAAGUGAAAAAUUCAUUGGUGCACAAAUCUUUGGUCGGUUAGACGAACCAAUGGUGCACACAAAAAAUGAUCAACUUCCUUGUCCGGUGCGCAAAAAAGUUACAUUCCAUACUGGCCAAACAGCGACAAUGCUGCAUUGCCUAGGGCCGGCGGUGCAAAGAAUCUUUAGAACAUUGCCCGGCAAGAAAGAAAGUUUUAAAGAGGCAGUUGAAGCUCUUGAAGGCUAUUUCGCGCCGAGAACAAACGUCGUUGCUGAAAGACACAAGUUUCGCAGUCGAAAACAAAAUGCUGAUGAGACAAUCGAUGCGUAUCUAACGUCGUUAAGGGAAUUGAUAAAAACGUGCGAAUUCGGGGCGCUCGAAGACGAAAUGCUAAGGGAUCAAAUCGUAGAAAAAUGCUAUUCAAAACAACUAAGAGAAAGACUCUUAGCUCACGAAGAACUAGACCUAGCUAAGACCCUCAGAAUAGCAAGAAGUAGCGAAAGCGCCAUAAAAGAAGCACGACUCCUUUCUGGUCAUGAAACAAAAGACAACAUCAUUAACAUUGACCGGCUGAAUAACCCUGACAAGCGAAAUAGGAAUUACAAUAGUGAAAAUUCCAAGUGCUAUAGGUGUGGCGGCGUGGGCCACAAGCCAGCAGAUUGUCGAGCCAUAAGUAUGAAAUGUAAUAACUGUCAAAGGUUAGGACAUUUUGCUCGCGUAUGUUGCUCGAAGGGUGUAUCUCGAAAGCCGUAUCUCGAAAGCCGUAUGAAUCUCAAAAGACUUCGAGUAAAAAGACGAAAGCGCAUAGAAACGUCCGUGCAAUUCGACGCAAAGAUUCAGAUAGUAAUAAUUCGUGUACUGAAAGCGAAUCAGAAGACGAACAGAUUCUGUUCGUGA
Molecule: messenger RNA, 4249 nt
Organism: Paramuricea clavata
Lineage: Eukaryota; Metazoa; Cnidaria; Anthozoa; Malacalcyonacea; Plexauridae
Source: the annotation of a GenBank genome assembly